Messenger RNA from Ostrinia nubilalis (European corn borer), 1683 nucleotides. RefSeq lists its product as uncharacterized. Bases 191 to 1618 code for a protein of 475 amino acids. NCBI's taxonomy places the organism in Eukaryota, Metazoa, Arthropoda, Insecta, Lepidoptera, Crambidae. The record is from RefSeq and is a predicted model, not a curated record. The transcript has 3 exons.
GGCAAUGCUGGCCAUAAAAAAAUUAAAAAAGGAGCAUUCUAUGGAAAUGUCAUCUUGUGUCACGGUUUUUCUGAAGCAAAAUAUGGUUUAGAUAGAAAUAAAUAAAUUCAUGUUACUCAUUCCCUGCACAACAUAAGUCUAUUUAAAUGUGGCGUAAAUAUUUCUUGUAAGAAACAAUUGAUUUUAUAAAAUGUAUAUUGCCUUUAAAUGGCUGACAGGGUUGGCCUUGGCCAUGUGGUUGGCCAUGUGUGUUAUUGAUGUAUGUGUAAAGAAAACUAAGAAAAAUCAUAAAAACGGUUCAAGAAUGGAAUCCUACGAAUGGACUUAUCAAAAUAUAACAUUACAAAUGGAACAAGAAUCAAAAAUACAUGUAGAAAAAGAAUUGUAUGGGCAAAAGUACCAGCCAGAUACGGCUGCCUUGCACUACGCGAUGUUUUUCGCGGGAGCGAUUGCAGUAUCUGUAUUCAACAAGAAAAGCGAAAUUAUAUCGUACACCAAGAAUACUAUAGCAAAACUCGAUUUCAAUGCAGCUGUAAAUAUUGCUGUGAAUAAUUUGAAAAAAACCGCCAUUUUACUUUACAUUGCCAUAGAAAAAAUAUUUGCCACUUUGUGGGUAAUCACUAUAAAAACUAUCUCUAAAUUAAAAUUGGUUAAACGUGGACUUAAAACUAGUGUUGUAGAGAAACAUAAGAAGUUAAACUUUAUUUUACUUAAGAAGUUGAAAGAAAUCGCUGAAGAGCGAAGAAAGUUGGGCCAACUUUUGAUUGCGGCCAUUCAUGAAAACAAAAAUAUCCGAAUGCAAUAUCAAUUAGAAAGCAUGGCAAAGAAUAGGCUGGUGAGACAUAUAGAGGAUACACAGAAAAAAAUUAAAGAAAACAGGUCACGAUACGUUAGUUUCCAACAUUUGUAUUUGGUCACCCAUCAAGAAAAUAUAUUUUUAAAAGCUCGAAUAAGAAAGCUAUUGAAAGAAAAGGAUGAUGCAGAAAAGGAUCUAAUGUCAGUCAUAAACCAGGUAUAUCAGUCAAAAAACAAUGACCUGAAAGUAUAUUGUAGCCGUUUUAUUGUACGGCCUAAAGAUAACUUACUAAAUAAUGACGUAAGCGCUGAAGUGCAAAAGUUUUUACAAAAAUCGUGUUUAUCUGGAGCUACCACAUCAUCUUGGCAGGUUCCCAGUCAAGCGGACAGUGCCAAGGACGACGAAAAAAUACCCUCUGCUAGUUCUCGAAUAACAGAAAUCUUACAAGAAGAAAAUAGCUUAGCACCUCUGGUGUCCGAUGCUCCAAAACUGAAAGGACUUCCAGGCGAAUGUAUAUGGACUGUAAAAGACAAAGAUGGCAUUAUCGAAAAACUGUACGAAUACGAUUAUGAAUCUGACUUUGACAAUGGCGACACUAUUCGAAGGAUUCGAGAAUAUUCAGUUUACUACGACAAAGACUGCCUGUUAGAUUUUUCGAGUUCCAGAACAAUCAUCACAGAACCCAGCUCUAUCACACUUCGCACUUUAUAUCCAACAAGUGAAAGAUUUUUGACCGGCUCUGAAGCUUUCCAAAAGUUUUUGCAAAACAACAAAAACAUAGUUCCAUCUAGAUCACCCGCUCCUCCUUUUCUUUGUGGAUGAUUUUAUAACGAUUUUAACUUUGGAUGGUGUGUUAUUUGAGACAAAUAAAUUUUAUUUUCUCUUUA